AGAAUGAAACCGAGAAAGUAUAGAAACAGCAAAAAUUAGAUACAAAGCAAAUCAAACACAGAGAGAGAGAGAGAGAGAGAGAGAGAGAGAGAGAGAGAGAGAGAGAGAGAGAGAGAUAGAGCAAGCAAGCUCGCUAGGAGCUAAUUAUAAUUAAUUAACAUCAAGAUGGUGCUGAAGAUAGCAGCUGAUGAUGAUAAUGUUAAUCAGGUGGUUGUGGUAAGAGAAUACGACGAAGAGAGAGAUAAGUUGGCGGUGGAGGAGCUAGAGAGCCGCUGUGAAGUUGGCCAAAAGGGUAAACCUUCUCUUGUGGCCGACCUCAUGGGUGAUCCUAUUUGCCGUGUUCGCCAUUUCUCGACUCAUAUCAUGCUGGUUGCAGAGUGUGGAGAAGAAAAAGAGAUAGUUGGGUUGGUGAGGGGGUGCGUGAAAGAUGUAACAAGAGGGAAUUCAGUUUAUGUAAAGAUGGCCUAUAUUUUGGGACUCAGGGUCUCACCCACGCACAGGAGACUUGGAAUUGGGACAAAACUUGUUCAAAAACUUGAACAAUGGUGCAAAUUAAUGGGUGCAGAGUACGCUUACAUGGCCACUGAUUGUACCAACGAGCCCUCCAUCAAUUUGUUCACUAAAAAAUGUGACUACAUAAAGUUUAGGACCCCAACCAUGUUGGUUCAACCGGUUCAUGCCCAUUACAAGCCAAUUGGUUGGAAGAGAACCGCCAUUGUUCGGGUCCCACCACAGCUAGCUGAGGUUAUGUAUCGUCGGGUCUUUGCAAGUUCAGAAUUCUUCCCAAAAGACAUAGACGCCAUUUUGGGCAGCAAGCUCAAUCUGGGUACCUUCAUGGCCAUACCAAAAAUGUACCUCCCUAAGUGGGACCCAAGAGAGAGUCUUUUUCCUCCCAGUUUUGCUAUCAUGAGCGUGUGGAAUACAAAGGAAGUGUUUAAGCUUCAAGUGAAGGGGGUGUCCAUGCUAACCUACGCCUGUUGCGUAGGGAGUAGGGUAGUGGAUGCAUGGUUGCCGUGGCUGAGAUUGCCUUCGUUUCCUGAUGUUUUUAGGAAGUUUGGGGUUUAUUUCAUGUACGGUCUACACAUGGAAGGUAAGCAUGGGUCCUAUUUGAUGAAAUGUCUCUGCAACUUCGCUCAUAAUAUGGGUAGGGACGAUGAAGGAUGUGGGGCCGUGGUGGCUGAGGUGGGCCAGAGGGAUCCUGUUAGAGAGGUGGUCCCACACUGGAGGAAGUUUUCAGUGGCUGAGGAUUUGUGGUGCAUCAAGAAGUUUAGAGAUGCAAAGCAGCUGGGAGAGAGUAGUGAAACAAGUGAGCCGUCGGAUUGGAUUAGGUCCCGGUCUUCUUCAUCUGUUAUUUUUGUUGACCCACGUGACUUUUGAGUACAGUUUUUAGAUUAAUAAUCUCAUGUGCAAGUAUUACCACCCCACUAAAAAAGGAAAAAAAAAAAAAGUAUUUAUAAUAGUAGAUCCAACAUCAAUGAAAUUAAUUCACCAUC
Molecule: messenger RNA, 1493 nt
Organism: Ziziphus jujuba (common jujube)
Lineage: Eukaryota; Viridiplantae; Streptophyta; Magnoliopsida; Rosales; Rhamnaceae
Product: probable N-acetyltransferase HLS1-like
Exons: 3
Coding region: 166-1377 (403 amino acids)
Molecular function (GO): acyltransferase activity, transferring groups other than amino-acyl groups
Source: RefSeq, a predicted model, not a curated record